ACAAAAUAUGAAAUAAAAAUAUUUAACUUUGUCUUUUGUUUUUAGACUCUGGAAAAUUAAAGUGCCUGCUACAACAGAAGACAUGAUAGCACACAUCUCUGGAAGAGCAAUCACUUUUCAGGAUUGUUUUGUUGUUGAUACUCCUCUUGUCAUUAUUACUUACCACAUUUAUUCAGAAAAUAGUUAUACUCUUUCUGUCUCUUCUCCAGCUGGUAGUAAUAUAAUGGUAUCAUGGUCUGAAUGUUUUCCAACAUCAGCAGUUUUAGUGACAGAUUUUGGUACAUUCUUCACAAAUGAUGGAUUCAUAACUUCAAAAGAAAUCAAAUUUCCAUCAAAUGUUAUAGAUGCAGCUUUGAUUCACAGUGUAAAAGAAGUGGCUGUGUUUUUUGACCACUUUAUGAUUUUAAUAGGAGGUAUAAUUUAUAAAGUACAGGAGAAUGAGAUUACCAGACUUGGAGAAGAUAUGGGUCUUCCAGAAUCAGGAAUAAUUGGAAUACGGUCAAGAACAUGGUGUCCUUCUGAAUACCCAGAAUUGAAUACUUUAAGUGACUUAAUUAUAUGGACGAAUGAUACAGUUUACUUACACUCAAGGGACUAUUGGUAUAUCUUGUUAACUAAUGUAAUCAUAUUAAAGGAAGCUCUGAAAUUUCAACCUACUGCUGAUAUAUCAAUACUCAAAGCUUGCUUUGAUUCACUUCCUAAUGAAAUUUCACUACUUAUAGAAUGCAAUGGAUGUGUCUCUACCAGAGUACUAUACUUGGCCGCAGUUGAUGAACAAACAGAUAAAUGGAUGUUGCGAGAUUUUUCCAUAUCUGCUUCUACGCAAGGGGCUAUGAAUAUGAAAGUCUUAUAUUCAGCGUCAACAUCCAUGAUGCUCUGGGAUGAUGACAAAGUCUAUUAUACUUAUGGAGGAAAUAAAAUUAAUGGAUAUCUUAAAGUGUCUGGUACAGAUGUGAUAUUGUCAGCAGCAUCAGAAGGCUCCACUAUUCAUCAAAUUGUUAUUGACCAUUAUGGGAACACCAUAAUAAAGCUGAAAAAUAAUAUCAUGUUUUUCUUAAAGUUUGAAAUGACUGAUGCUGUCAAGCUUGCUGCUUGGGAAAAUGAGCAUAAAAACUUUGCCUUUUAUUGGAUUAUAGCUGGUACCAUAUAUCUGUUGUCUGUUGAUGGUCAUACUAUAAAUCGAAAGACCUAUCCAUUGAAAACAGAAGUAUUUAGUGCUGUGUUUACAUCAGAAGAACUUUGUCCAUACAUAUCAUUUCAACACAGUGUACAGUCCAAUGUUUAUUAUUUGGACAAGAGACAGAAUGUGACAUUUUGGACACAGAUUGUCUUUCUAGAAAAUCUGGGUUUAUCUACAGAGAUUUCCGUCUACAGGCAAGACUUGCUAAAGCAAAAAACAGACCUUCACUAUGAAAUAGCUCGAGGAAUCUGUACUAAGAAUCAGGUAAACGAUUUCUCUCUGCCACUCCCCAGCCUCCGCGGCUCGUCCGCGGCGCUCUCGGCCGACUUCGCUCCCCGCCCCCGACGUCUCACCGAAGCCUCACCGGAGCAGCCUCUCCGGAACAGCCUCUCUCACCGGAGCAGCCUCUCCACGGCAGUCCGUGGUCGCACCUCACUUCCACCACAGCGCCAGGCCCGUCAAUCGUCGGGUUUCUACAGCCGCCUUGAGAUAAACUGGAAGCACGAGCUAGAGCUGAGUGCCAGCUGCAUAUUGGUGAAAACCCAGCCCAGCUUUCCGGAUGACCUCAGUCAGUGGUUUAAAGAGCAUAGGGACAAGAUGAAAAUACAGUAUGAUAAGAGAACGUUUGGUUGCCCAAUAGAUGUCUAUUAUGGAGAUCCUUUUCGUCCUUUAGUUAUGCUAUAUGAUGCUGAUACAUUUAUUGAUGUGGUUGAAUCAGAAUAUGUAUUAUGGGAAAUGAAUGGCAGGACAGAUUUCUUUUACAAUGCAAGCAUGAAUGAGGCACAGUGUUUACGUUAUGCCCAGAACUGGCAUAGUAUGAUUCACAAAGACAAAGACCAAAACCUAACAUUGGAGGAAAUAGAUGAAAUUUGGGGACCACAUCUUUCCCUCUCUCCUAGCAGUCUUUUCCUGGGGUUUGAACUUGACUCAGCAGAGUGUGGGAUUUCAACUUGGCUCUCCCAGAUCUGGCAUAGUAUGAUUCACAAAGACAAAGACCAAAACCUAACAUUGGAGGAAAUAGAUGAAAUUUGGGGACCACAUAAUUACAAAAGCUGUUUCAAAUUUGAACAUGGACGUUUCAGAAACAUGCAUGAGCCAUAUGAGAUUUUGAACCACUCUGGCAUCAAUUCUAUCACUUGGCCUCAGUACUAUGCUGGCAUUUAUUUGUUCAGGUUGAGGAUACUGGACCCAAACUUUAGUUUUUGUGACUUGUCUGCAUUAUUUGCUGUCCACACAUAUGGCAUCACUGAAAGCCCAAGUGGUGUUAAGGUUGCUGGUUUCUCUACCUUGAUAGUAACUUUGUUUUUGGGAGUCCUUGUCUUCAGCUAUUUCAGAUAUGUUACAAUAUUUCGGUCACUCCUUUGUGUUGAUGCUCUGCGGCCCCUUCAUCCACGUCUUCGUGCAAGAACUUCAGCAGAUGAACUUAAGAAAGAAGAAUAA
Molecule: messenger RNA, 2620 nt
Organism: Heteronotia binoei (common prickly gecko)
Lineage: Eukaryota; Metazoa; Chordata; Lepidosauria; Squamata; Gekkonidae
Product: cation channel sperm-associated auxiliary subunit epsilon-like
Exons: 12
Coding region: 83-2620 (845 amino acids)
Biological process (GO): flagellated sperm motility; sperm capacitation
Cellular component (GO): CatSper complex; sperm principal piece
Source: RefSeq, a predicted model, not a curated record